Molecule: messenger RNA, 1548 nt
Organism: Aspergillus bombycis
Lineage: Eukaryota; Fungi; Ascomycota; Eurotiomycetes; Eurotiales; Aspergillaceae
Exons: 3
Coding region: 1-1548 (515 amino acids)
Source: RefSeq, a predicted model, not a curated record
AUGCCUUCUAAAACCUUGACUCCCCCUUCUAUCCCCUCGCCCAAAGGCCCUGACCAACAUGUCGUGAGAGCGUUUCUUGAUCAACUCAAGAUGCUGUCCUCAAAUGCGGGAUUUGAUGCCAUUGUAGGCAUUUAUGAUGAAAACAACAGGCUACUCGACCAGUUGAAGUCUAAAGAGCAUGACAUUGUAACCCUCAAAGAUCAGAUGAGCGAUCAAGAAAGGAAGCAUGAAACGGCCUUGGGCGAAGUGUUUAAGGUUCAUGAAAAGGAGAAGGGCAGACACCAAGAAACAAAAGAUCAUGUGAAGACGCUGAAAACGCUCAUUAGUGACAAGGAUAAAUGUAUUUCUGAGCGGGACAAGGUGGUAGAUGAGCUGGGGAAGAAGUUGAAGAAUCUCGAAUCCGACAAUGCAAAGGAAAGGGAAAAAUUGGCACUUGCUCAAAGGGAGAUCAAUAGUUUUCAGCAAACCAUUCAAGAAAAAGACACUAACAUUAACAAGAUGCGAGAAACGGAGGCGAGCUUGAAAGAUAAACUCACUUCCACCAAGAACAGGGUCAAGGAACUGGAAGAUAACGCUAGUGUCCUCAAGGGGUCGCUGAAGGCAACCGAAGCAAGCCUCAACAAAUUGCAGGGUUAUGCUGUGAAAUACAGUGCAGUAACUGAGGACUCAGUCAUUGAAAGCUUGGGCAAGCUUUGGGAGUCUGCCAAAAUUGAAAUAUUCGCCGUGCUGAGAAACGACCUUCCUGACGAGAGUCUUCGGAAUAUUUCAGCAUGGGAGAAGCUUCGAAAACGUGAAUUGGCACGAGAGCACAAAAUUCCCCUUCCAUGUUCGAACACACCAGCGGCGAAGCAGAUGAGGCUUGCUACCAUCUUGGCUAUCCUAGCCAGAGAGAUCAACAAGCAUAUCUUCCUGCCGGUAUACAUCGCACCCGUCGACAACAUGUGUCACCCAUUUCGACAAGUUCUCGCCAACGAGGCGGCCAUCGAUAGCGAGAAAGAGUCGUAUUGCCGAUCGAUUCUUCUGUCGCUAGACCCACCAACUCAAGACAGUCUCUGCUCGGUGGGCAUUCAAACUGUGGUGCAGAAUGUGUCAGAAUAUCUGUAUGAGUUACUCCCGGAAGACCAACGCCCUGCUUUCUAUAAUACUCUGAGCAAAGUGGUGCAGAAGGCAGCAGUUGUCUGGAAACCGAUCCAGCGCAGCAAACGCAGAUAUGAGCUAGACUUUGACCCGCCCGCCGCCGAUGAUGAUUGCGAUGCCUUCACGUUUCCCAGUACCGAGAAGACGACCACCGAGAGAAACGCCAACCAAAGGAAUCCUAACAAGAUCUCCUUGGCUGUGUUCCCACGACUGUCUAUUAUUGAAAACAAGGAAAUCACUGCAUAUACUACUUCUACACAGUUAAGCAGUUCACAAUCUCCAUGGGUUACUGCCGAAAGGGAAAUGAAUAAAGAACCGGCCAGUCCCACUAUUGGGCGGAUGCCCUGGAAAAGGAGAUCGAAUACUCCCAAGAGUUUAUCUCUUCCGAACGGUAGCUCAAAGAAGACUUAA